GUUAAAAAUGUUAAUUAAGUUAAGGAGUAAAUAGUGAUGAAAUGAAUCGAAAUGAUUAAUUUAAUUCAGAUUCUGAUCCAGAAUAUGAUGAAGUAGAUGAAAAAAAACCAUGUAAUUUAGUCUUUAUUGUUAGAGAAACCUCCUUCAUUAGAUAACAAAUCUAAUUCUUCAACUUUUUACAAAGAACAAUAUAAUUCAUUGUUUUCACAUUAAGGAUAGGAUGAAAUUGAUAACGUUCAAGUUUAAUUGAAUCUUUAAGAUGGUUCAACCUACAUAGGAGCUAUUCAUAAUGGUAAAGCAAAUGGUUAUGGUAAAUUAAUUGCUCUUAAUGGGGAUAUUUAUGAAGGCAAUUUUAUUGAUAAUGUUUUGGAAGGUAAUGGAAAAUGUAUUUACAAACGAGGACCAACAUAUAUUGGAGAUUUUAAAGCAGGGAAAUCUGAUGGAAAAGGUAAAGAACUAUGGUUGGAUGGAUCUAUAUAUGAAGGAGAAUUUAAAAAUGGAAAAAAAAAUGGUCAUGGUUGUUAUAUAUGGAGUUAAUAAAGUGUUUAUGAAGGAGAGUGGGUAGAUAAUAUGAUAUAAGGAGUUGGAAAGUAUGAAUGGUUAGAUGGUAGGGUAAUUUAUCAAUUUUAUUAGCAAUUAGUCAUAUAUAGGAUAAUGGGCUAAAAAUUAAAUGCAUGGAAGAGGUCUAUAUAAAUGGAAAGAUGGAAAGUAUUAUGAUGGAGAAUAUAGAUAUGAUAAGAAAUGUGGAUUUGGAAUAUUUUAUUGGCCAGAUGGAAGACAAUAUUAAGGUUAUUGGUUAGAAGGUAAAUAACAUGGUUAAGGAUUAAUGAUAAGUAAGGAUGGGAAAAAGAAAUUUGGAGAUUGGUAAGAUGGAUAAUUGAUAAACAGUUCAGAAGAAUAAAAUUAUCAACUAAUUCCAGAUGGAUGGUUUUUAAACUCAUAUAAUUAUUAAUGA
This is a messenger RNA of Paramecium primaurelia, 955 nucleotides long. The record is from the annotation of a GenBank genome assembly. NCBI's taxonomy places the organism in Eukaryota, Ciliophora, Oligohymenophorea, Peniculida, Parameciidae.